ACGAGCUUCUUAAACUAAUGGCAAACGUUCCUUUGACUGCUGAGGAAGAAGCAGAAGCGCUUGAGACUUAUGUACAUCAAGAGUCGGAAUCGCGGAUUUCAAAGAAUCCUGAUUUGGACCGAGUUGCCUUGGAGGAAGAACUUAAAGCUCAGUGGCCUGCCUUUGACAUUAGCACAAAGCGCAGUUACCUUCAAAACAAACUGGGAUUAUUCCAAUCUUCUGCCCAGUCUGAUAGACCGAAACGGAAGAGUUCAGUGAGCAUCGAGUUUACUCCGAAGCCCUGUCUGAAGAAAUCAAAGGACGAAACAUCCGCAACCAAGCCACAUAAAAAGAAACCCACAGACGGGUCUGCAAAAAGCGGCGACGAACCACGCGAGUUGGACAUCGAGAUCCAUCGUCUUAUCGUCUCUCCGGCGCAAUAUCGGUGGCAGCCAGUAUGUCCCGCGUGUGAAGUCUACUCCAAUGUUCCCGGUCAAAUGGUGAAAUGCCUCGGCCCUUGUGGCCGUUUGGUACACCCAUCCUGCAUGCGAUACAAAACACCGCCACCACCAGAUAACAACCGUCCAGACAAGUUCAAGUGCUCUGAAUGCUUGAGUGGUGAUUAUCUUUGCACUAUCUGUGGUAAACCGGCAGACCCAAAGGCAAAAGGAAAUCUGAAUUGCCUGUAUUUAUGUCCAGUUCGUGAUUGUGGUCGACAUUUUCAUCGAGAUUGCGCGCUCGAAUGGCCGGGAACCGUAUGUAGACCAUCCCUAUCCGAGCACAAAACGAGUCGUUCCUCCGCCUUCCAGUUGAUUCGCUGUCCUGCACACUGCUGCCAGACCUGCUGGUUGGAACGAGACCCGUCUGCUCCCCAGCCGACCACAUCAGAGACUCCUCUGCUUCAGUGUGUGCGGUGUCCAGCUGCAUUCCACACCGGUGAUUUGUGUACGCCGGCCGGAUCCGUAGAGGUGUCGUUGUCCCAUAUUGUUUGUCCACGGCACUACGAAGACACUUUGGUUUCGACCCACGGUUUUAAAACCCAACAUCCAAACUGGUGCUUCCAGUGUUUCAAUACUAUAGCUGCGGAUAAGGUGUUGUGUCAAACUUGCCCAGCAACAUACCACAAAGAAUGCAGUCAGUCUGCUCCCAACGAUGGCAACUUUAUUUGUCAGUCUUGCAGAAACGGAGUGUUUCCACGUUAUGCUCAAAUCAUUUGGGCUAAGAUCAUGCAUUUUCGUUGGUGGCCCUGUGAAAUUAUUCACGCCCGCAACGCUCCCAUCAAUAUCCUCAAUAUGACUCAUCCUGAGGGCACGUUCCCCGUGCACUUUUUGGGCUCGGACGAGUAUCAGUGGGUAGCUCGGGGUGCUGUUUUACCCUACGAAAUCGGCCUCAAGUCUUCCGCCGCGAAAGACAGUCACGGUACGAAGAGCGUGGAAAAAGCGUUCACGCGUGCAUUGAAGCGCGCACCGAAAGCCUAUCAACUAUACGUCAACCAUGUGCUCAAACGAGGUUUACCAUUGACUUCUAUGCAUGCCGAUCCUUUGCCGGAUGAGGAACUCUUGCCACCGGCAUCCAUGGACGCUGAUGUUGGUAUCCAUCCGUCUUUGGAAGAAGAAAGUAAAGCACUUGCACUGGCUGAACUGACACCAUUGCACAGCAGUAUUUUCCCUGAAAAACUGUGGCCUAAACUUCACAAACUCAUUACUUCCAGAGUUCCAUCCUCGCCUUGUUCUUGUGCGACCUCAUCAAGUACAAAUACUAUGUGUUCAAACAAGUCCGGUUGCAUUCAUGUACGGAAUCGAGCCGACUGUGCCAGUGCAGUUUGCUCCUUUGGGACCAAGGACUGUGGUAAUAGACGGUUCGCCCAAAUGCUUCUCACAUCCGAGGCGGAUCGGGUGACCUUAUUUCGGACUGUCAAUCGUGGCUUCGGGUUGAAAGCCAACAAAUCGUUCAAAUCAGGUGAUUUAGUCACUGAAUAUGUCGGAGAAAUCAUCACACUGGACGACGCCAAUAAGCGAAUUCUCGAAGCUCUUGGUCCAAAUGCACUGGCAAACAUCAGUUCGUCACGAAAAGGCUUUCAACCACUAGCCGAAACCUAUCUUGCCCGUCUCAGUUCCGAUCUGGAUUUCGUUGUAGAUGCGCACAAACAGGGUAACCUUUCCCGAUUCAUCAACCACUCCUGUGAACCGAAUUUGCAGGCUGACAAUUGGCUUACUGGAGAAAAACCACAUGUUGGUCUUUUCGCCUUGAAGGCAAUCGCGCCAAACGAGGAGUUGACCGUUGAUUACCGGACUUCGCAGUUUCUUUCCACUGGUUUGAUGGGGGCAGCCUCUCUCUGUUUAUGUGGCGCAGAUACAUGCGCCAGCACGCUCAACUUACCAAAAAGUUUUGAAUCGGUUCAAUCCCACGUUGCUGAAGUGCCGGUGUCCUCGCAAUCGGCGAUUAACGAACGUCGGAAGUCGAAGGCAAAAGGGUCUGCAUCCGAAACGCCUGCAGACACAAAUGCUAGCCGGGGGUCUCUCUCAACAACAAACGAAGAAGUGGCAGAACAAAAGCCGCAGGCUUUCUCUGUGGUCAGUUUACUUGCGGCAGCCUCAACGCAUGCUUCGGCUCGUCGGGACCGCGCACUCAUUCAACCAACAACUGCAGCAGCACGAGCCGCCAUGUCCAAGGCCAAGCUUCCGGCGCCUCAGCCAGACAUUGCGCACGAUCAGUAUGCUUUGCUUGGUCUGCGUCCUCCACCACACGAAGAUUUUUGCUACAGAUGUGGGGACGGGGGUGAAUUAUUGCUUUGUGACAAGAGCAGCUGCCCUAAAUCGUUCCACCUGAAUUGCUUGGGACUGUCCAGCCCACCUAGUGGUAUUUGGUACUGCCCUUGGCAUUAUUGUGAUCAAUGUGGACAUCCUUCGACUCACUUGUGCUGGCGCUGUCCAAACUCAUACUGCUUGGACCACGCGCUCGAUUCGAAGAUCGAAGUGGAUGACUUGGAUAAGGAACGGUGGGAUCUUGCAAAGACCGGCCUGAAUUCUAUCACUAGCUCAACAAUCAUCUCCAGUUUCCGUUGGAUUUGUACCGAUCACGAGGGCAUGAAAAUCACCGGUCCAGGCCACCGACCUCAGCUCGCGGAUUCAGAUAAAAAACCCACGGGCAAAGGAAUAAAGGCAGCAAAGGGAAUCAAAGAAACCACAGAAAACUUAACUGCAGAGGAAAUCGAGAAUGUUCAGCCGGAGAUUGUCACAUUGAAGCGGAAAUUAAAGACUGAAACGUUUGCGGCGGCUAACGAAACAUCGUCUUCACCGAGCGAUGCAUCUUCCAAGACGACGGCAAUGAAUGGAAUCCGUAAAAGACCGUCGGUUGUCAGUCCCGCUCUGGAUAAAAAACGACCCCGUUUACACAAAGACUCGUUACCGAAAU
Opisthorchis viverrini is the source of this 3393-nucleotide messenger RNA. RefSeq lists its product as hypothetical. NCBI's taxonomy places the organism in Eukaryota, Metazoa, Platyhelminthes, Trematoda, Opisthorchiida, Opisthorchiidae. Gene Ontology annotation, cellular component: nucleus; chromatin. The record is from RefSeq and is a predicted model, not a curated record. The transcript is spliced from 14 exons. The annotation marks the transcript as partial. Gene Ontology annotation, molecular function: histone H3K36 methyltransferase activity; protein binding. Gene Ontology annotation, biological process: regulation of DNA-templated transcription.